Molecule: messenger RNA, 1230 nt
Organism: Chrysoperla carnea
Lineage: Eukaryota; Metazoa; Arthropoda; Insecta; Neuroptera; Chrysopidae
Gene: stum
Product: protein stum
Exons: 7
Coding region: 72-1202 (376 amino acids)
Biological process (GO): sensory perception of mechanical stimulus; taxis; proprioception
Cellular component (GO): sensory dendrite
Source: RefSeq, a predicted model, not a curated record
AUUUUUUCUAACCGGAUUUUUAAAACACAAUCAAACUGGUAAAUAUCACAGCACAAAAAAAUGGAUAUAAAAUGGAACAUCGAACUAUUUAUGUUCUUCCUAUACCUGAAUCAAAUCACUUGCAGAAAAAAAGUGUUAACGGACACAGGUUGCCGUCUUCAAAUGCUACUCACAAUGCAGAUUCAACAACCGAGGAUGAAAGCAAUAAAAAAUCAUUUUGUGGAAGAAUAUUUAGCUGCUGUAAAUUUCCCGCUUUUUGCUCGAAAUGUCGAAAGAAUACUUCGGAUAUGGAUUCAAGACCAGAAAACGCAAAAGUUUCUCGUGGCUGUUUAAGUUGUUGUCGAAAAACUUCUGAGGAUGGAUCUGUGGAAUCUGAACCAAUAGUUGCAGAUCAUCGGCGAUCUGAUGCUUCAGAUAGAAGUCAAGGACAUGCAUCAACAAACUCAGAACAAAGAACUUGUUGUAUGAAAUUUAAAGAUGUGAUUUGUUGUUCAAGAAAAAAUAAAGUUAGUGAUUUAAGCAAUCGACCGAAAGGCUGUUGUGCUGGUUUUUCAUGUUGUAGAAGAAAAUCAAACGAUGAAAAUUGGGCAGAAAGAAGAGAUAGUAUAUUAAGUGAUGCACCUCCAAGAAAAUGUUGUUCGGGAGGUUGUUGGCCAUUCUGUAGAAGAAAAUCUCAAGAUUCCAGUACUGAACCAGAUAGUAGAAGAACAUCUAUGUUAGAUAAGAAAAAAAGUUUAUCACCAUCGACAAUACAGCCACCAACAGAGAAAAGAAAACCUGCAUUAGAUGAAAGUCUUGUAGAACACACUUCAGAAAUGAGAGGAGCUAUACCCGUCUUACCUAUUCCUUUGGCAUGGAUUUGUUUAAUAUUAAAUUGUAUUCUUCCGGGAGUAGGUACAAUUUUAAGUGGAAUUUUUUGUUUAUGUUUCGGAAAACCAAGAUUUUCUGUUCAUGAUGGUGCUCGUGCACGACUGGGCUCCUUUAUUAUUAAUUUAAUCGUAGGUGUUGCUCAAAUGUUUUGUGUAUUAUUUUGCUUGGUUGGUUGGGGUUGGUCUAUAUGGUGGGGCGUUAUUAUGCUGAAAGUAGCAAGAAAACACAAAAGAACGAAACCAAUUGACCCAGAUAUGGAAGAAAAUGAUCGUGUACCAACUGCUACAAAUGCAAACCAUAAUGGACCAGAUGUUGAACGGGGUAGAUCGUAACAACAAUUAUAAAUAGAAUAAAUAUAAU